Molecule: messenger RNA, 2430 nt
Organism: Olea europaea var. sylvestris
Lineage: Eukaryota; Viridiplantae; Streptophyta; Magnoliopsida; Lamiales; Oleaceae
Product: leucine-rich repeat receptor-like serine/threonine-protein kinase BAM3
Exons: 2
Coding region: 1-2211 (736 amino acids)
Biological process (GO): hormone-mediated signaling pathway; protein phosphorylation
Cellular component (GO): plasma membrane
Molecular function (GO): protein binding; ATP binding; protein kinase activity
Source: RefSeq, a predicted model, not a curated record
AUGGAUCUUUCAACCUGUGGAUUGGAUGGUUCAAUCCCUCCUGAGUUGGGGAAUUUGAGGUUACUUGAUACAUUGUUUCUCUACAUCAAUCGCCUCUCUGGUCCAAUACCAAAGCAAUUAGGCAACUUAACGAGCCUAAAGACUCUUGAUCUUUCUGUCAAUGCACUCAGUGGGGAAGUCCCAUAUGAGCUUAUCAACCUCAGGCAGAUCAAACUUCUCAAACUGUUUGUGAACAGAUUGCACGGAUCAAUACCAAGUUACAUAUCAGAUUAUCCAAGUCUUGAAGUUCUUGAACUCUGGAACAACAAUUUCACAGGCGCUAUCCCGAAGAAUCUUGGGAAAAACCAGACGCUGAAGGACCUUGAUUUGUCUUCAAACAAGCUCACUGGUACAAUCCCUGAAGACUUGUGUGCCUUAAAACAGCUUAGAAUACUAAUUCUCCAUAAAAACUCUCUCUUUGGGUCACUGCCACAGGACUUGGGCACAUGUUCGAGUCUUGUUAGGGUGAGGUUGGGGCAAAACUACUUGAAUGGGAGCAUUCCAACUGAUUUCAUUUACUUACCACGGCUGAAUUUUGUUGAACUGCAGAACAAUAUGCUGUCUGGAUCUUUGUCUGAAAAUGGUAAUUCAUCUUCGAGGCCUACUAAGUUAAGCCAAAUGAAUUUAUCAAACAAUCAACUUUCUGGAUCCUUGCCUUUUUCUCUUUCCAAUUUAUCUUCCCUCCAAAUCCUUUCACUUAAUGGAAACAAUUUUUCUGGCUCAAUCCCUUCUUCCAUAGGUGAACUUCACCAAGCCAUAAAGCUUUCUCUAAAUGGGAAUUCUCUUGUUGGAGAAAUUCCACCUGAAAUAGGUAACUGUGUCCAUCUUACUUAUUUGGACUUUAGUAACAACAAUUUGUCUGGUUCAAUCCCUCAAGAAAUAUCAAAUAUUCGAGUCUUGAAUUACCUUAACCUAUCAAGAAACCACUUGAAUGGAACCAUACCCCCAUCAAUGGGUUCAAUUGCAAGUCUCACGACCGCUGAUUUUUCUUUCAAUGAUCUCUCUGGUAAGCUACCGGAAUCAGGCCAGUUCUCAAUCUUAAAUGCUUCUUCAUUUGCUGGUAAUCCCAAACUUUGUGGAUCUUCAUUUAACAACCCUUGCAAUGUCACUGCAAUUACAUGCCCACCAAGAAAAUCCCACAGUGCAAUCAAGCUGACCUUUGCCUUAGGCCUUUUAAUCUGUUCUCUGGUGUUCGUCACUGCAGCUAUUAUCAAGGCCAGAUCAUUCAACAAAUACACCUCAAAUUCGUUGAAAAUCACUGCCUUCCAAAAGCUAGAUUUCACAGUCUCUGAUGUUCUUGAAUGCAUAAAAGAUGGCAAUGUAAUCGGAAGAGGAGGUGCCGGAAUCGUCUAUCAUGGCAAAACACCAAAUGGGGUCGAAUUUGCUGUCAAAAAACUUGUGGGACUUGGCAACAACAGCCAUGAUCACGGGUUUAGGGCAGAAAUUCGAACAUUAGGCAACAUCAGACAUAGAAACAUAGUAAAAUUGCUAGCAUUUUGCACGAACAAUGAGACGAACCUUCUCGUUUACGAAUACAUGAGAAACGGGAGUUUAGGGGAGGCGUUGCACGGGAAGAAAGGGGAACUCCUAAGCUGGAAUUUGAGGUACAAAAUCGCCAUGGAUGCGGCAAAAGGAUUGUGCUAUCUACAUCAUGAUUGCUCGCCAUUGAUUGUGCAUCGAGAUGUGAAAUCAAACAAUAUUUUGCUGAAUUCGAAUUUCGAAGCUCACGUUGCGGAUUUUGGGCUCGCCAGAUUCUUGGUAGAUGGUGGAGCCUCCGAGAGCAUGUCGGCCAUUGCAGGGUCCUACGGGUAUAUUGCUCCAGAAUAUGCAUACACAUUGAGAGUAGACGAAAAGAGUGACAUUUACAGUUUUGGAGUAGUUCUCUUGGAGCUCAUCACGGGACGACGGCCAGUGGGUGAUUUCGGGGAAGGAGUCGAUAUUGUGCAGUGGAUGAAGCUAACAACGAACUGUCAAAGAGAAAAAGUUGUUGAUAUAGUGGAUCAAAGGUUUAAAAUUGUGCCUAAAAAUGAAGCCAUGCAUUUGUUCUUCGUUGCCAUGCUUUGUGUUCAAGAAAACAGCAUUGAACGGCCAACCAUGAGAGAGGUUGUUCAAAUGUUAUCAGAAUUCCCUCGUUCCUCGUCUUCCUUACGUCAUCACUCAGAACAACCUUGAAAAAAACCAAAAAAAUUGCUCUAAAGAUUGAACUUUUUGAAUACUCCCUUUUUGAUUAUGGUAUAAAUUGUGAGUUUUGCGGGUUUUUCUUUUUCUUUUUGACAUUUGACUGAGAUUUAGAAGUAUGUUAAUAGAGCCGGCAACUUGUUCUGACAAGAUUAUUGUAUAUUCAUAAUGUAUCUACCAAAUGAAUCCAAGAAUGUCUUUUAUGUUGAUCUA